AUGUGGCUCAUCAACACCCAGACGCACAAACUUGAAGAGUUUACCGGCAGACAGAUUCCGCCAUACGCAAUCCUCUCGCACACAUGGGGAAAAGAGGAAGUGUCCUUCCAAGACAUGAAGGCCCCGAUGUUCUCAAUUUGGCAACGGGCCACCAGCAGAGCCGGCUUCGUCAAGAUCCUAAACACCUGCAGACUAGCUCACCAGCACAAGCUACAGUACGCCUGGGUCGACACAUGCUGCAUCGACAAGUCGAGCAGUGCUGAGCUCACUGAGGCCAUCAACUCGAUGUUCAAGUGGUACCGGCGCGCGGACAUCUGCUAUGCCUGGUUAUCUGACCUUGAUCCCUCCGCCGAUAUUGUCAGCGACUUCGACGGUAGCGGAGACCUGGGCAAAUGCCGCUGGUUCACGCGGGGUUGGACCCUCCAAGAGCUCAUCGCGCCUAGGGAAGUCGAGUUCUACGACCGAGACUGGACCCUCGUCGGCCGCAAAAGUGAGCUUGUUCGCCAGCUCUACGCUGUGACGGCUAUCGCCAUUGACGUCCUCCGUGGCGACGAGGGCGCUUUGUGGCGCACUUGCGUCGCCGAAAAGAUGUCCUGGGCCGCGGGACGGGAGACCACCCGUGUCGAGGACGCCGCAUAUUGUCUCAUGGGCAUCUUCGGCAUCAAUAUGCCUCUCUUUUAUGGUGAAGAGGAAAGGGCAUUUCGAAGGCUUCAAAACGAGAUUAUGCGCGAGAGCGACGAUGUGACGAUCCUUGCAUGGGAGAGAGCCCUACAUAUACCACCGCCACACCAGUCCUUCCGUGACGGCGAGCGGAUUCUCGGUGGUGUGCUCGCCGAAUCCGCAGACGACUUUGCCGUCCACCGUCAUCAAGGAAAGUUCUAUCCGCCGCUUGUCAGGCCACCGCCGCUUCAUGUCAUGAAGAAUUGUGUCAAAAUCGACACCGAGCUCGUCUGGGAAGUGUCUUGGAACAGCGGCCGCCAGUACUACCUAUGUUGCGGCUCUCGUGGCGAAGAAAACGUUGCUAUCCGUCUCGUCAAAGUUGUGGGCGGCUUUUUUGUCCGGGAGAACCUCAAUGAUUGUGUCACGACUUGUCUUGCUGCCGCGAACUACCACAACCGCCGGGAAUUCAGCAUGCUCGUCAAUGUCUUCGAUUAUCCAGUUUACCCUCUCAGUGCCGGGAAAUGGGACCUAGUCUCAGUGAGGUUCUCAUGCCCCAUUGAUGUGAAAAUAGUAGAGGCCUUGCCAUGGUCGAAAUGGCACGACGAGAAAAUGGAAUUCGUAGCAUACCCCACAAAAGUUUGCGGGUCGAUUCUCCUCAAUGUUUACCACAAAGUUUAUUCUAUGGACCCCCUAGAGAUCCCUCCCAGCACGGAAAUCGUUCUCUUUUUUAGGCCUUACGCGGCUCGCAAUGGAGAAUUGAAAGGAACCCUCCUUGAGCGCUACGGUGAAUUUCAGGCGAAAGUGGACCACGUCAAUUCUUUCUUGAAAUCCGAGGAGCCCAAUGUUGUUGUCUUUGACAGACUUCUCACGCGAAUAGGCUUGCCCAUGUCCAACAGGGUUAUGUUUGACGUGGGAACACCAAAUCGGUCGGCAGUAUUGUCGUACACCGUGAAGAAGUGUGCUGGAAGCUGGGAGAGCUGGGAAGUCGUGUUCGAGAUGGACGAGCUUGAGACGGCUAGUAUUUCCCCCGUAGAGUAUCAGAAGUGGUAA
This is a messenger RNA of Colletotrichum fioriniae, 1710 nucleotides long. The record is from RefSeq and is a predicted model, not a curated record. NCBI's taxonomy places the organism in Eukaryota, Fungi, Ascomycota, Sordariomycetes, Glomerellales, Glomerellaceae.